Molecule: messenger RNA, 399 nt
Organism: Acytostelium subglobosum LB1
Lineage: Eukaryota; Evosea; Eumycetozoa; Acytosteliales; Acytosteliaceae
Exons: 1
Coding region: 1-399 (132 amino acids)
Source: RefSeq, a predicted model, not a curated record
AUGAUACAUGAGAAGUUUCCACAAGUGUAUACCAAGGCCAAGUAUGGGAUGAUUAUAUCCGAGAUGAACUAUUAUGUUCAAAGGAUGGAGAAUACCUAUCACUUUGACCAGUUGCAGAAGCAGGACAUGUUCCCUUUCACAAUGGAUGAGUUUAGUCUCCUCAAGUCACUGCUGGACCAGAGUAGCAACCACAACAGCAGCAGAAACAGUAGUGGUAGCGGUGCUGUCCUUGGCAGUGGAGACGACAUAGGUAGCAAUAUAGGAACAAUUGGCAGCAACAACACAAGUAUUGGAAACAAUAUCAACAACCUCAGCAACAUCAGCAACAUCAGCAAUAUCAGCAACAUCAGCAACAUCAGCAACAUCAGUAAUGAUUUGAUGUUGGACUCAUUCAUUUGA